Messenger RNA from Histoplasma capsulatum G186AR, 871 nucleotides. RefSeq lists its product as uncharacterized. NCBI's taxonomy places the organism in Eukaryota, Fungi, Ascomycota, Eurotiomycetes, Onygenales, Ajellomycetaceae. The transcript has 2 exons. Gene Ontology annotation, molecular function: nucleic acid binding. Gene Ontology annotation, cellular component: tRNA-intron endonuclease complex. Bases 188 to 871 code for a protein of 227 amino acids. The record is from RefSeq and is a predicted model, not a curated record. Gene Ontology annotation, biological process: tRNA splicing, via endonucleolytic cleavage and ligation; tRNA-type intron splice site recognition and cleavage.
CCGAUUAUGGAGCGAAAUCAACCGUCCAGGGAUAUAUUCAGGAGCAUUAUUCAUAUCCAAAUUCAUAUCACGAUUAGUAAUGAAAUUCCUGGCUAGGAUUGAAUUCCCCGCAGAUCUGAGCUCCGACUGAGAGCCCGCUUGAUCUCCCCGCACUUCCAUAUACCUAUCCAAACCUGCCAAAUUCGCAAUGCGCGCCGCAACCGCAGCCACCUCACCCACUCCCUCGCCUUCCGCCCUUACAGCCCUCACAGCCCCCACUGCUCAAAACCCCAUCGCCUCCCUUGCCGUCCAAAUAUUGCAUAACCUCCAGCACCAACACUUCUGGACAGCCCUGCGCAUCCACGAUCCGUACACCCUCUCCCCGACCCAACGCAUACCCCUAAUAUCCGGCCUGCCGCCUCAAGCCUACUAUACUCACCCAGACGAGCAAGCCUACAUGCUAGACCAUGGCAUUAGUACGGACGAUGUUCCCGUAGAACGCGAGUGGGUGAUUCCAACGGCACAGGGACAGGCAUGGAGCUUAAGAAGGCUGGCGGAAUGUUUUGAUGCGUUGGAGUUGCCCGAUGGCAAACAUGGAGACGGGGUUGGGAAUGCGAAUGAAGAUGAUUGCAGUGGUAUGUCAGAAACGAAUAGCGGAGAAGUGAGAGAGAACGAGAAGAAUAAGGAUCAAAAGGAGGAGAAAGUGGAGGCAAAGGAGGAGAAGAAACGGAGUAAAGAAGAGAUAUUUGCGGACUAUGAGCGGCGGCGGAGGGGGAAGGAGUGGGGUGGCAAACGAGCUUUGAUGGCGAUGGUUAAUAGAGGAAUGGGUGGGGAUGGGACGGUGGUGUACUAUGUGGUGCUUGAGGGGAGUGUAAAACCGAGGCAGAAUUGA